CUGAUUAUGUAAUCUGAGCUACCUUCGGCCUCGCGCUGCCAUGAGAAGCGUCUGCGCUCCUGGAGGGACGCUUGCUAGCCCUCCCCUCUCUCUUCGACGCGCUGGAGCGUGAGAAAUAAUGUAGUCGGAACUUGAAGUUUGCGAGACAAGUUUACCCCAGAGAAGAAUGGCAGAUCCAACGAUUCAGACAUUUUGUUGUCAUUGGCCGAAUAUAACUUACAGUUCGGUCAAGAUAAUGCGUGAAUUUAAUUCUACUUCUUACAAUAUCGUGUGUGUAAUAUCGUCAUUUAUCGGAAUUUUAGGGGCUCUUUAUCAGGUGCUUCCAAAAACUAGUGCUAAAAUACCACAUCGCUGGCAGACCUUUUCAGCACUUCGUGGGCGUCAGAUAGUUAUAUGGCUAGCAAUAGCUGAUUUUCUAGCUUCCAUAGGGGUUUUUACAAGAUCAACGUUAUGGCUUAACUUACAAAGUAUAGUGGAAGAAUCUGAUGAUACUUCAAAUGUUCUUAUUUGUGCCAUUACUUCAGCAUGGAUUCAAUAUUUUUACACUGCAACCUGGUUGUGGACUCUGUGCUAUGCUAUUGAUAUGAGACUUGUUCUUAAAGAAAAAGAAGGACAUCCAACUUUUUAUCAUGUUGUAGCAUGGACUGUACCUGCCAUUUUAACAUCUCUUGGUUUGUUGGUUCUUUAUUUUCCAGAUGCAAAUUGCCACAACUUGAACUCUCUUUCAAGUGCACUGUUUCACAUACUUCCAAAUUACUUCGCUACAUAUCUUCCAAUUGCUGUGGUUAUGAUAGCAAAUCCAGUUCUCUAUAUGAGCUCAUCACAAGAUGUAGAACGUUUGAUAUCUAUGAGCUUCAAUCAGUUCACCAGCAAAGAGCGAGAAUUAGUGGAUGCCAUUAAAUUGAAGUUUUGUCUAAUUAAUUUUGUUUUCUAUUUCUGUUGGUUGCCAAAUAUACUCAAUGGCAUUCUCCUAUGGACUUUAUGGUUUAAUCUCCCAGAAAGUAUUAUAAUUGGGUUGUGGUAUGUAAUGGCUGUAACAAAUCCUCUACAAGCUCUCUGCAACAGUCUCGUAUACAGACGCUGGUCAGGGACUGCUGACAAACUGUAUAUACCAUGCCGUAGGCAGAUUUCAACCACUGUACUUCCAGAAUCUGAUGACAGCCCUCCAGUAGAUCCCUGGCCAAAUAGUCCAGAAGUGCAUGAAAGGACACCCCUCCUUCAGAGUCAUGAAUACAAUGCCACAACUUCAAGGAGUGUCAACGGAGUAGAUCCAGUUGUUAAUUAGAAUAAAUAUAAUAAAUAUAUAAAAGAAAAAUCAAGAGUACAUUUUCACUUUGCAUAUUUGAAACACUAGUCAUUUCCUUCAAAUAUAUUAGUUUCAAAUAGAAAAAGUCAUUUAUUUAUGUAAUAACAGUAACAUUCAGGAGAACAUUUUAUAAGGGGAUGAAAUUUAAAUAAAUCAGAAAUAUCAAAUGUGCUGUGCAAAUAACUGAAGGUAUCUUUGAGGUCCAGGAACAUCUUCAAAAUAGAUCUUGAGUUUGAAUCUCAAACGAAUUGAACCUCAAGGACAAAAUCAAUUUUCUGUUAUGUAUUUAAACCAUACAUUUUGUACAAAUUUUGAAGGUUUUUAUAACUCUGUUUUUAUAGUAAAUAAAACUUGCUAUGAUUAAUUUAAUUUGAUUUCCACUGACAGAGUGUCAAAAAUGCCUUUCCUUUCAUUACUUUGUCAAUGCCUCUUCUAGGCUCUGAUAAUUUAAAAAAAAAAAAGAUGAAAUUCAAUUUGUUGCUUCCAAUGUUCUUGAGAGUAGUUCCUUA
Molecule: messenger RNA, 1815 nt
Organism: Gryllus bimaculatus (two-spotted cricket)
Lineage: Eukaryota; Metazoa; Arthropoda; Insecta; Orthoptera; Gryllidae
Source: the annotation of a GenBank genome assembly